Pyrus x bretschneideri (Chinese white pear) is the source of this 1690-nucleotide messenger RNA. RefSeq names its product probable protein phosphatase 2C 60. Gene Ontology annotation, molecular function: cation binding; protein serine/threonine phosphatase activity. Gene Ontology annotation, biological process: protein dephosphorylation. NCBI's taxonomy places the organism in Eukaryota, Viridiplantae, Streptophyta, Magnoliopsida, Rosales, Rosaceae. The transcript has 13 exons. The coding region runs from base 16 to 1512 and encodes 498 amino acids. The record is from RefSeq and is a predicted model, not a curated record.
CUGCUUACAAAAUCCAUGAAUAGUGUGACAAGAAGAAUUACCCAAAGAGAUGAUUCCAGUCUUCCAAAAGUCCUCUUUUUCCUUCUCUCUCUUUCUCUCUCCUCCGAUGAUUUGCUCUUUGACUCUUCUCUCCUCAUUCUCUCUUCUUCCUCUGUCAUUCCUGAAGAAUUAUUGACACUCUCUCUCUACUCUCUCAUCCCACCUCCUGCCGCUUCGUCUUCUCCCAGAUUCCGGCAAAACUCCGCUCGCCGGCUGUUUUUUUCACCGGACUUCUCCACUGGGCAUGUGAAGGACCCUCAAGCAUCUCAAUUGAUACUGUUCUUUAAAUUGGAAUGGGGGUAUAUCUCAGCACUCCUAAAACUGAAAAGUUCUCCGAAGAUGGCGAGAAUGGCUGUGUCAGAUAUGGUUUGUCUUCCAUGCAAGGAUGGCGUGCCACAAUGGAGGAUGCUGAUAGAAGUCAAUUAUCUUGUGGCAUGUGAUGGUGCAGCUAUAGGUAGAGAAAUAAUCCGGACUGUGGGAAGUAGUACUGUACAGAAUCUGCAUGCAGCAUAUCCUGAUCUGGAUGCAUCCACCUCAUUCUUUGGUGUUUAUGAUGGCCAUGGAGGCAAGGUAGUUGCUAAGUUCUGUGCAAAAUAUCUGCACCAACAAGUGCUCAAGAAUGAAGCAUAUGCGGCUGGAGACAUAGGAACUUCUGUUCAAAAAGCUUUUUUCAGAAUGGAUGAAAUGAUGCGCGGACAAAGGGGUUGGAGAGAGUUAGCUGUUUUGGGAGAUAAGAUAAACAAGUUUACUGGCAUGAUAGAAGGGUUGAUUUGGUCUCCGAGGAGCAGUGAUGGUAACGAUCAAGCUGAUGAUUGGGCUUUCGAGGAGGGCCCUCACUCUGAUUUUACUGGUCCAACUUCUGGGUGCACAGCCUGUGUUGCAAUUCUUCGAAACAAGCAACUUGUUGUGGCAAAUGCUGGUGAUUCGCGCUGUGUGAUAUCAAGGAAGGGUCAGGCUUAUAAUCUGUCAAGGGACCACAAACCCGAUCUUGAGCUUGAGAAGGAGAGGAUUUUAAAAGCUGGUGGUUUUAUCCAUGCAGGACGAGUCAAUGGAAGUUUGAAUCUUGCAAGAGCUAUAGGUGACAUGGAAUUUAAGCAGAAUAAAUUUUUGCCAGCGGAAAAGCAAAUUGUAACUGCCAGUCCGGACAUAAACACUGUUGAGCUUUGCGAUGACGACGAAUUUAUUGUGCUAGCAUGUGAUGGCAUCUGGGACUGUAUGUCUAGCCAGCAAGUGGUAGAUUUUGUACAUGAACAACUACUCUCGGAAAGCAAGCUAUCUGUGGUGUGCGAGAGAGCCCUUGAUAGGUGCUUGGCGCCAUCGACUGCUGAUGGUGAGGGAUGCGAUAACAUGACCAUGAUCGUGGUGCAGUUCAAGAAGCCUGAACAGUCGACUGAAUCCGAGGGUGGGCAAUCCUCACCAACUGAAGUAGCAGCCGGAAGUUAUUCAAAGGGGAAGUCAUUCAAGGGCAUAUGAAUGUGAAUCGAAGUAGUGGCCCUUUGUGUACCGUGGAAUUGGAAGAGAGAUUUGCAUCACGUUUUUACUCUUUCAUAAAUGUGAAUCUCCGAUUGGAAAUUGUAGAUGGUUUUGAACAUAAUUUUACUGUAUCUUUGAGCUUUAUAAGUAAAAUGAUUGCAACUGCUUGAUUGUUCCA